Molecule: messenger RNA, 11027 nt
Organism: Sander lucioperca (pikeperch)
Lineage: Eukaryota; Metazoa; Chordata; Actinopteri; Perciformes; Percidae
Gene: kif21b
Product: kinesin family member 21B
Exons: 35
Coding region: 363-5486 (1707 amino acids)
Biological process (GO): microtubule-based movement; mitotic spindle organization
Molecular function (GO): microtubule binding; ATP binding; microtubule motor activity
Source: RefSeq, a predicted model, not a curated record
ACUGUCUCAGCGCCGAUUCAACGUGAUCGCGUCUCUCUCAGAGAAGCGGUGUGGUUACUGGUAAGCGCUCAUAUACUUCGCUCAUACGCACUUUAAACAGGAUGUAGCGACUGAGACAGACCACGGAAAGAUAAAACAGCGGGUUAAACACUGCGAUGUGACAAACACCUUUGAGCCAGAAAUGACCGCCACAGCGGAGGAGAAGAAGACAGGAGGAGUCCCGAUGAGGCAGCUCACCGCCGGCAGGUCUUGACGGCUGCUCCCGCUGACCUGAGACGCCCAGCACCGCGCGGUUUACACACACUGAAAACCGAACAUAGCCGAAAUACUACACAUCCCAUCGGUGAACCUUAAAAGAGACAAUGGCGAACCAGGGCGACUGCUGUGUGAAGGUAGCAUUGAGGAUUCGCCCUCAGAUGGCCAAGGAGAAGAUAGAGGGCUGCCAUGUGUGCACGCUUGUCACACCUGGAGAACCACAAGUCCUCCUGGGUAAAGACAAGGCCUUCACCUAUGACUUUGUGUUUGACAUCGACUCAGAGCAGCAGUACAUCUACCAGACCUGUGUGUACAAGCUCAUCGAGGGCUGCUUCGAGGGCUACAACGCCACAGUGUUCGCUUAUGGUCAGACGGGUUCGGGGAAGACCUACACCAUGGGGACAGGCUUCGAUGUGAGCCUGGGCCAGCAGGAGCAGGGCAUCAUCACGCGGGCUGUUCACCAGCUGUUUGAGGGAAUCCAGAACAGGAGGGUGCGCGCCCAGGAGGCCGGCAGCCAGCCACCCGAAUUUAAAGUCAGCGCCCAGUUCCUAGAGUUGUACAAUGAAGAGGUCCUCGAUUUGUUUGACGGAACCAGAGAUCCAGAGAGUCGGAACAGGAAGUCCAACAUUAAGAUCCAUGAAGACGCCAGUGGCAGCAUCUACACCACUGGAGUCACCUCCAGACUGGUGCAGUCAGAGGAGGAGCUGCUGCAGUGCCUGAAGCUCGGUGCUCUGUCCCGCACCACAGCCAGCACCCAGAUGAACGCCACAAGCUCCCGCUCGCAUGCCAUCUUCACCAUCUACCUCUGUCAGAUGAGAGUGUGCCCGCAGGCUCAAAUGCAGAACGGAGGAGGAAGAGGAGGAGAAGGAGGAGGAGGAGGAGGAGGAGAGAACGGGGAGUUGAACGGCGUGGACUCCAGCCCUAUCGCUCAGCCGGAGUUCGAGACGCUUAUGGCUAAGUUCCACUUUGUGGACCUGGCUGGCUCUGAGAGGCUGAAACGCACAGGAGCUACAGGAGAGAGAGCCCGCGAGGGAAUCUCUAUUAACUGUGGACUGCUGGCGCUGGGAAAUGUGAUCAGUGCUUUAGGAGACCAGUCUAAGAAGGGAGGACAUGUCCCUUACAGAGACUCCAAACUUACUCGUCUACUACAGGACUCACUGGGAGGCAACAGUCACACAUUGAUGAUCGCCUGCAUCAGUCCGUCAGACCGGGACUUCAUGGAAACACUAAACACACUGAAGUACGCCAACCGUGCCCGAAACAUCAAGAACAAGGUGGUGGUGAACCAAGACAAGACCAGCCAGCAGAUCAGCGCCCUGCGUGCCGAGAUAGCUCGGCUUCAGAUGGAACUGAUGGAGUACAAGGCGGGGAAGCGUGUGGCAGGUGAGGAUGGUUCAGAGGGCUUCAGCGACCUGUAUCAGGAGAAUGCAAUGUUGCAGAGAGAAAGCGACACACUGCGCCUCAGGGUAAAGGCCAUGCAGGAGACCAUUGACCACCUCAACACCCGUGUAACACAUCUGCUGGCCAAUGAAGUCAGCGCUCUGCUGACCAAGUCAAGUGAGGGCAAUGAGGAGAUCGGGGCUUUAAUCCAGAACUACAUCCGAGAGGUUGAAGAACUUAGAACCAAGCUUCUUGAGAGCGAGGCUAUGAACGAGUCGUUGCGACGGCAGGCGCCCCGACUUUCCUUGCGUUCCCCGUUCCCUUCCUCCGCUCAUAGCCCCGCCCCCGGCCACCCCCCUGGCUCCUCCCCUGCUACCUUGUCCAUGGAGGCGGAGAUGACGGACGUGUUGCGCCGGGCCAAGAUGGACAUCGAGAGGCUGAAGAAGAAGGAGAGGAGGCAGAGGAGAAUGAGUCCCGAGUUGGAGAAAGGUCUGAAGAAACGAGUGAAGCUGCACACUCACGAGAAUGGAGAGAACGGGCAGAGUGGUCAAAACGGACAGAAUGGAGAGAUCGAUUCAGACGACAAUUACACUGAGGAUAUCAUGUCCCCACUGCAGGAGGAGAGUGGUUGUGAUGAAGAUGAAGGGGAGGAUGAAGAGGAGGGCAGGGAGGAGGAGGACGGGUUUGACAGUGACGAGAGCCUGGUGGAUUCAGAGUCAGACUCCGAUGAGAAAGCCAACUUCCAGGCGGACCUGGCUGAUCUGACCUGCGAGAUCGAGAUCAAACAGAAGCUGAUGGACGAGCUGGAGAACAGCCAGCGGAGGCUGCUGAUGCUCAAACUGCAGUACGAGGAGAAGCUCAUUCUACUGCAGAACAAGAUCCGAGACACUCAGCUGGAGAGAGACCGCGUACUGCAGAAUCUCAUGUCUAUGGAGAACUAUACAGAGGAGAAGGCCAACCGGAUCAAGCAGGACUACGAGAAGCGUCUUAAGGAGAUGAAUCGAGACCUGCUGAAGCUGCAAGUGGCACAGAAAGAACAUGCGCGUCUCCUGAAAAACCAGGGGAGGUACGAACGGGAGCUGAAGAAACUCCAGACAGAGGUCAACGAUAUGAAGAAAGCCAAGGUGACACUGAUGAAGCAGAUGAAGGAGGAGCAGCAGAGGAGGAGGAUGGUGGAGGCAAAGAGGAACCGUGAGAUCGCCCAACUCAAGAAGGAGCAGCGCCGCCAAGAGUACCAGAUUCGAGCGCUGGAGUCUCAGAAGCGGCAGCAGGAGCAGGUGCUGCGCAGGAAGACCCAGGAAGUGACCGCCCUGCGGCGCCUGGCCAAGCCCAUGUCAGACCGCGUGGCGGGGCGUGUGGCCCGCUGGAACCAGACUCCCCCAGUUACAGACUCUGGAGCAGAGUUAUCAGCCAGCACUACAGCAAGCAGCUCUGAACCUGAGACUGGGAGGACUGUGAGCGGGCUGGUGAGACAGUGGAACAACAAAAACAAUUCGUUUGGAUAUCUGGCAGAGAGUGAAGGGAGCAUGGAUGGAACCAGGGUCAUUGGAAGUAGGAAGAAGUUGCAGCGUAAGCCAGCGGGCGUUGGAAGCGUUGGAGUGGCGGGCAGAGCCAGCAGCUUCUCCAAGUCUGCCCGUCAGAAGUGGCAAGCGCUCGAGCGUCGCAUUAUGGACAUUGUCAUGCAGAGAAUGACAAUCGCUAACGUGGAAGCUGACAUGGAUCGCCUUAUAAAGAAGCGAGAGGAGCUGACAGUCCAUCAGGAAUCGCUCUCACAUAAGAGGGAGGUACUAAUGGCAGACGGAGAGGGACCAGAAGCAGAGGACCGCCUCCUUCAGGAAAUUACCGAGGAGAUUGAGGUGCUGAACGCCAACAUAGACUACAUCAAUGACAGCCUGUCUGACUGCCAGGCCACCAUCGUACAGAUAGAAGAGACCAAGGAUGAGCUGGACUCAGUGGACACCUCAGUGGUGAUCAGUUCCUGCUCUCUGGCUGAAGCACGCAACCUGCUGGACCACUUCCUGAAGGCUUCCAUAGACAAAAGUUUACAGGUGGCUCAGAAGGAGGCUCAGGUCCGACUGCUGGAGGGUCAGCUGAGACAGACAGAUGUGAUUGGCUCAUCUCACAAUCACAUAAUCCUUGAUGCCCUGCGAGAAAAAGCAGAAUACAUCCCUGAGCUCCAGGCUCUCAUCCACAAUGUACAGCAGGAAAAUGGUUACGCCAGCACAGACGAGGAGCCCUCUGAGUUCAGCCAGGCGUCUGACAGCAGUGUAUCUCAAAUGAAAGAAUCCAACAGCCAAGAUGAUUUCAAAAUAAAGAUGGAGCCUCGUCUGUCAGCUCAGAUGAAGGCGGUGUCUGCGGAGUAUCUGGGUCCCAUCCUGGACUCCUCAUCAGGCAGCAAGCAGCAGCACAUCACCAAGUCUCUGGCCUCGCUGACAGACAUCCGGGAGGACGGCAUGAGCCUAGGGACAACGAGUCUGGGGCUCAGCCUGGCCCUGCGAGACCCCUACCACAGGGACAGGGCGUUCCGCACCAUCAGCCUACCUGUCAGGGGACACACCUUUCCCAGGCAGUCUCGAGGUUAUGACACUUCCCCUCUAACAAGGAGGAAAUCUUAUGACCGCGCGUACAGGCCCACUGACGGCUAUACUCCCCCCUCCUCCCCUCCUCUGAGGACCAGGAACGACCGCAACGUCUUCUCAAGGCUCACCAGCAACCAAACCCAAGGUUCUGCUCUGGACAAGUCGGAUGACAGCGACUCUUCGCUCUCCGAGGUGCUCAGGGGUGUGAUCAAUCCCAUCGGGGGUGUGAAGGGGGGUCGGACGGCGCCCCUGCAGUGUGUUUCUGUAGCCGAGGGCCAUUCGAAGCCGGUUCUGUGUGUGGAUGCUACCGAUGAGCUGCUAUUCACUGGAUCUAAAGAUCGCACUUGUAAGAUGUGGAACCUGGUAACAGGUCAAGAGAUCGUCACCCUCAAAGGCCACCCAAACAAUGUGGUGUCAGUCAAAUAUUGUCCUGCGUCCUGUCUGGUCUUCUCUGUCUCCACCUCCUACAUCAAGGUGUGGGACAUCCGUGACUCUGCCAAGUGUGUCCGCACGCUUACUUCAUCGGGGCAGGUGGUUUCAGGUGAUGCAUGUGCUGGCACCACCACCCGCACAAUAACCUUUGCACAGGGCGAGUGUCAAAUUAACCAGAUAGCCCUCAACCCAUCAGGAUCUGUGCUAUAUGCUGCUGCUGGAAACACUGUUCGCAUGUGGGACCUCAACAGGAUGCAAGGGAUGGGGAAGCUGACAGGCCACAUCGGUUCUGUCAUGUGUCUGACAGUUGGACAGUCUCUGCUGGGCAAAGACCAAGUAAUCACUGGCUCCAAAGACCAUUAUGUCAAGGUGUUUGACGUGACAGAGGGAACUAUGGGUAAUGUAGGUCCAGCUCAUAACUUUGAGCCGCCCCAUUAUGAUGGCAUCGAGUGUUUGGCUGUACAGGGAGAUGUGCUGUUCAGCGGGUCCAGAGACAACGGCAUCAAAAAAUGGGAUCUGGAGCAGCAGGAACUCACUCAGCAAAUCCCCAACGCCCAUAAGGACUGGGUGUGCGCUCUUGCAUAUGUCCCGGGCCGGCCCAUGCUGCUGAGCGCCUGUCGGGGCGGCAUGCUGAAGGUGUGGAACGUAGAGAACUUCACCCCCAUAGGAGAGGUCAGAGGUCAUGAAAGCCCCAUUAACGCCAUAUGUACCAACUCAAGACAGAUCUUCACUGCAUCCAGUGACUGCAGGGUGAAGUUGUGGAGCUAUGUGCCAGGCUUGACCCCGUGUCUUCCUCGACGGGUCCUGGCCAUCAAGGGCCGAGCCACCAGCCUCCCAUGAUUGCCUCCUCUCCGCUCAGCAACCCUCCUUUCCUUUGCGACAAGACAGUGAAGAUCUGGUCGUCAAAGGUGUGGAGGAAAAGGUGACAACCGAAGUAGUUCGUUUGUCGGCCAUCUUGCUGCAACUUUCUGACCUGCUCGCUUCUAGCAAUCAAUGAGAUGUGACACCGAAAACACUGUUUCCAAGGCAAUCAAGGUGUUUUUUUUUUCUUUGUCAAGGUGCAACAUGACAAAGCGGAGGUUGAAUAUGUAUUCAGGCAAAAAAAAUAUUUUCCUUUCAGAUUGUUUUUUUACUGUCAAUUUGAAAGUGCCAUUCAGGUGUGAUGCUACUUGGACAAGAUAAACUGCAUCUUCCCAGCCGUGGAUAGACUAGGCGGAACAAUUUCUCUCUCCUGGCAUGAAAACUACCACAGUCUGGUAUUAAAAGGACAAUAAAAAGUGUCCUUCUGUUCUUUCACCAAGGUUUUACAAUCAUUGUGGAACAAUGACAGAUGAAUUGGCUCAAAGAUGUGCAUUCAUGUAUCUAUUGUAUGAAAGUUAUGACGCAGGAGGAAUUUAAAUCCCAACUAACAACUGGGACCUCUGACCCUUUCCUCCUUUUCCUCCGCUCAGGAACAUCAGUGUUCAUUAGCGCUGUGACUGUUCUGACACUGAACACAUUGGAGGGUCAUGCUAUAAGCUCAUCGUGGUGGAUGAUCAAUAAAAAAUUGUGGAUGAAACAUCACUGGACAAUUACACAAAACACCAUCACUUGAUGAAGCCCUCCAUUCACUUUUAAUGUAGUUCACAUGGCUCUCAGUAUAUCACUGAAGCUUUAUUGUGUUCCACAAGCCGUGUUAAUGUUUUUAAUGACAUUUACUAAUUUAUUUUUUUCCCUACCUCAGUUGUUUUGGAUUUUGGCAUGAGGGACAUUUUUACGGGUCUGUGUGUACAAACACUUAGUUCUUGGCAUUUUUAAGUCUUUAUUUAAUGCCUGGCUCUUCAUCUCUGUGUGGAUGAGUCCUCUGUGGCCGUCUGCCUAUAAGACUGUCUAGCUGCUGACCCUGCAAACAAGAAAGCACACGUCCAGUAGCACAACUAAGGCCCCGGAGGAUCUGACUGGAUUGUAAGAUUUGCUCUGCAAAGUGCUAACUGCGACAGAAAAAAAACACCCUUGCAGAUGCACAUGACACAAACAGUACAUACCUACAGCACACACUCCUAAGACAUUUGUGAGUCGGGUACUCCACCAUUAUUUCAACCAUCCUACAGUACGUGGCCCAUACCUGCCAGUUAUCCUCCACAAAUGGUAAUAGGAGCCUCACCAGUCCCCCCCCCCUGCCUGCAUUCAGCUCCACUCUGAUCUUUGAGGUUAGUGACUGUAUCAGACUGACCAGCCAUACUGAAGAGUCCACCUCCUUCUCAGCUACUGAACUUCUCUGGGAAGCCAAUUUAAUUAGAGGUCUCGCAGCUCUACCAGCUGCUUGUCAGGCAAGAUUACUUGGGUGAAAGUAGGUCAUAACUGAGAGGGAUUUCUUAUUAAAAUCCCAAUUUUCCCCCACCCACGUUUUGCUGCUACAUUUAAAGAGAGGGAGAAACUUGCGGUAUCCGUGCACUGAUGUACAAAUCUGCAGAUUAUGUGUAUGCACAAACCAUGGACACACAAACACACGAUUUCAGUGGAUGUUUCGGUUAUUCAUCUUGCCUGAUAGGUCUUGGCAUCCCUCACUGUGUUGAUUUAGUGUCUCUUUAAUGAAAAGCAUUCAGCACUGCAGCAAUGCACUGACACAGACACACACAAACACACACACACACACACACACACACACACACACACACACACACACUCUCUCCUACAGGUAACAGUAAUAAUAACUGAAGUCUUAAAAUUUUUGUCUGAAUGCAGAUGAAGCAUUCACAAUACUUUCAAUUUAUGACCCUGGGCUUUCUUUGUAUCAGUUCAAAAUGUCAUGCAGCAUUUAGAAGCUUCUUCACAUACAUAUGUCUUACAGCUUGAUAAAAAUCAAUUAAUGUGUGUUAGUUUCAAAAUAUCACAGCACAGUUUUUUCAGCCCCGAAAUCUCACUCCCGUUGAGAAAUACUUUGGUCAUUUAGUGCGCUUUUUUGUAUAAAAGACCCAGAAACAUGUAGUUUAAUUAAACAAAGCUUGGAUCAUAAAACAGCAGUCACAGGUGCUGAAGUUUAAACUUUUGACGUACUUUCUGCAAAUUCUCCUCUAAGAGGGAGUACGCACUGUUGAUUGUUGAUGUAGCCAACCUGAGUUUGAAGCUGCGGGUGAUUGUGUGGAUGGACAAAAUUUGUUGAAGCAUUCUUGGUUUUAAUAUUCUGCCAACUCAGGUAAAGGUUGAAGGAUGUUAGUCAUACUUGUGUCAUUACUGUACUUGACCCUGUGAAUUAAGGUAGCUCUUUGACCAGAUGCCUUGUUUGAAAGUUGUUUUUUUUACUUUGAGAAAAAAAAGGUACUAUUAUGUAUCACCCCUUUUUGUAAAAAGACUAAUUUCCAUGUUUUGGUUUUGCAUUUGUUUCCCUUUACUUAUUAUCUAUGUACUGUGCUUUUCUCUACAAAAUGUACACGUCUUACAUUAUAGCUUCCCAAUCUGGCCAAAGCUGAAAGUCUUGCAACUCUGAGAAGAUGUGCACUGAUUUUUGACCAUAAUUACUUGUUUAAAAUAUGUAUAAAUGUGGUAAUUGUAUUGUAGUUAAAGUGGAGUGUACAAAAUGUGGUCAGUAGGGAAAUUAACCUCCAUAACAUAAUGGGUUAUAUACUUUGACUUUGAGUCAGACUCCACUCGGCCCUUCACUGUAUACUAUGUAUAUAUCUGUGCUCAUUAGCCAAACUGACCCUUCUCACCUGCUGUGUGGUGUGUUUCAUGUGAUAAGAAUGCUAAGCCAGCCUUCACCUCCGUUUUUUCUCUUCUCCAGACUUAUUGCUAGAGAAGAUCUUAGUACUACUACUGUAGCUUUAGGCACUCUCUUCUGUGCCCUGUGCUUGUACAUUUGUUGACGGAUGCAUUUUGUUUGUGGUGCUCAUUGAUGGAUAGGUCACCUCAAAACAUAGCAAUUUAGUAGGCAAUUGCUAUUGUCAAUCUUAAUGUUAAAUGUGUGCUUCACAAAAGAUGCUUGCUUGGAAGAUUUAGUAUAGCCAAGCAGAAGCCCUAAAUUAUUAUCUGGCCUUGGAUCACCCCCACCCAAAGUUGGCCCGAGUUGAGUCUUGUAUUCUGCCAAUGUCAGCACCACUUCAUUACUUGAUGAUGUGUAAAUAGGUGUGUCAUACCUUUUUUUAAUAUUACAUAGGAGAUUUAGCCGAGGUCAACUGACGUCUUCCUCAUCAGCUGGCCUCUGAGAAAUCUACAGCGUAAUCGCUGCAAGUUAGGAUUUACAUGCACUUUGGAUAAUGAACACUGCUGUGAAUACUCUGUGAACUGUUUUUUUCUAGAUAUGUAUUAAGCCUAUUUUUAGACUUAGUUUACAAAGACAGAGUUUAUGAGUCCCAAACGAGGCUUAAAGCACUGAAAUUGUACUGAAAGGAACACGUCUGUUUAGCUCAGCAGUAGGUUUAGAAAUCAGUUUUAUUAAUGUCUGGGCUGAUACGGUAUGUAAGAUAACAGUCAAGACAUAGAAAUAGUCCCCAGUAAUAUCCCUGCCUUUAAAGUCACCCUUUUGUAUAGCAAAUGUUGUCUGAGAAUAAUAAUUUGACAGAGCAGCAUGCACACCUAGACGCUCAGGAGCGUCCAUCUACAUCCUUAUUUCCCUGGCUGUCAGCUGGUAUUCGGACAUUUCUCCUAAUAAUACUGACCACAAACAUGCCAUAUUACUCUAUGAAAGGUAUGAUUUGAGAUACAGGAUGGCAAGAUCUAACUGUAAUCUAUUUCUCCUGCAACAGUCGGCUGCAGAAAAGGUUCCCGAAGCCCCUAUUAGCAUCUAGUUUAAAUUGGAAAGCUGUUUGACCAAAGCUAAAUAUCACUUGAACAGCUGAUGCCUUGCUCACUCUUUAAAGCAGCUACUGUAUGUGUAAUUGAACAUUUCUGACUUUGGUUGCCACCAGUGGUAGUAUCAAAAAACAUUGUGGCAAACAACAAUGCACCCACGAAUCUCACCUGGGGAUACGAUUGACCAUUCACUUAGCCACCUCCCUGUCAAAGUUUCCGUUUCUUCACAGAACGUAUGCAGUUUACAAUAACAACAGUGGCAGAUUUGCAACUCAAAAUAUCCAAUCAUUUCACACAGAAGUAAAAUAUUACUACACAGAAAAACACACUUCUGUGCUUUAAUGUUUGUAUUAUUUUAAUGGGUAUGCUCCACUUUUACAAAAGAAAAGGAUUUUAGGAUAAGGACUAACCAAUGAGUUUGGCCGACAUAAUACUAUCUACUGUAAUGCAAGUUUGGUUGGAGUUGCUGGAGUGUAAACUUUCAGAGCAAAGAACAACUUGUUACUCUAAACUCUGAACAGAUAUUUUUCUGACUUAACCUGUAACCAAACAUAAUAAUAUAGUUACUUAAUGACAUGCCUCUUGCUUUUAAAAUAACACUGGUUUACUUCUGCAGGUAGCUAGUCAGCUAGACAUGCUGACGUUUGGAAAAGCUUAAAAAACACUGCCCUCCAAACUCUUUAUAUACAGAGUUUUGCUCAUAUUAGAGCCUCGUGCACACCUGCAGCAUUUGGGGAAAUCCAAAGCUUGACAGGUCCGCAGUGGCUAGUUAAGGUUGCAAAGCUCUGACUGGGCAAUUGCUGCGUUUUGUGAGUUUAGUGAAUGGUCAAUUGGCAAAAAUAUUCAAUGUAUAGUGGCUGAUAUUAGAUAUAGGACCACAGGACUAAUACAUUAGGAGAGCUGCUUGUCAAACUGAUGUGUGAUUACUAUCUGUAGCAUUUCCAGCCCAACCAUCCUAUGACCACUAGGACAUGAAACCCAAGUAGUCAGCUCAGCUUCAGCCUUGUGCCUCAGCCAACAGGCCUUACUGCCUUAAAGAAACAGAAUGUGUUUGUAGGACAUUUAUAAUCAUUCACUUAAUAUCUUGAAUCUGUAACAGACUUAUUCUGAGGAUUGUAGAUUAUCCUACAGAUUGUGGAACUCUGUUGUAAGUCAGACAACGUCUCAGCUCACUUUAUCAGUAUGGCUGAAAAGACUUUUCACUUUGCCAGAGGCUGCUGAGGGGAUAGGAUCACAUUUAGACACAAUGAAGAGGGCACUUUACUGCUUUGCUGCUCGGCAGCUAAUUGCUAUCACACACACCAACACAGGUCUUCUCUGCAGCUGCUCAAGUCAUUUUUCUGCAGGUGUGCAUCUUGAGCUCACUAUGUUAACACAAUAUGUGGCAGUGUCCUUGAAAUAUGUAAUCAUGAGACAUAAAUGCAGGGUCAAAGGUUUGUGCCUUUUAUUGCACGGACUACUCCCUCUUAAAUGAGUGUAAAUGUGUACAGUUUUUUUUUAUAUGACUGUGCAUGAUACCUAGCCAUGUAAAAUAUACUGCUGUAAAUAAUGUAAGUAAAUAUUUAAUGAAGGAUCCAACAUUCCCUCAAGAAAAUAAAUAAGUUAAAAACCACC